This is a messenger RNA of Knipowitschia caucasica, 276 nucleotides long. NCBI's taxonomy places the organism in Eukaryota, Metazoa, Chordata, Actinopteri, Gobiiformes, Gobiidae. The record is from the annotation of a GenBank genome assembly.
AUGGCGCCGACCGACUCGUACAAAUGGUCCCCUGAGCUCACGCGGAAACUCAUACGUUUCAGAGCUGAAAACGAGGAGAAGUUUUUAAAGUCCAGAUAUAGCGCCAAAAAACAAUGGGAGAUCUUUUUAAAGGAGAACGGGCUGGAGGGGAUAGUUCGUCCAGAUAAGGCUUCCAAAAAGUGGGAAAACUUAAAAAGGAAAUAUAAGGAGUUAAAACUCCUGAAAACAGGUUGGGAUGUAAAGGGAAAUAUGGUUGGGGGAAUGUUAAAAAAAUAG